AAGUUGACGGAGGAGGGGAGUUGAAUUACCAUAAUAACCCGAGAGACAGAUAGAGGGUGAAAAGAAUGAAAGCUCCUUGGGAGCUCAGAGUCUAGUUUCUUAAUCAAUAGAAGAAAAUUUGUAAUCCGAGUCCCUCCAGCAGCAUGCCAGGUCUCGUAUCGGACGCCCAACCCCUCGGAAUCUCCGUCCCGGACACACCCAGGCAAUCCCAGAGAACCCCUUCUCCACUCCCCAAAAAACCACCCAGCCCAUCUCCUUCUCGCUCCUCCAAAAAGAAAACUCCUGAAACCCCUCCGCUUCUCUCUGAUGCCUCUCUCGACAACCCGGAUCUCGGCCCAUUCCUCCUUAAGUUGGCCCGCGACACCAUUGCCUCGGGCGAUGGGCCCUCCAAGGCCCUCGACUUCGCCAUCCGGGCCUCCAAGUCCUUCGAGCGCUGCGCCGUCGAGGGCGAGCCCAGCCUCGACCUCGCCAUGAGCCUCCACGUCCUCGCCGCCAUCUACUGCAGCCUCGGACGCUUCGACGAAGCCGUCCCCGUCCUCGAACGCGCUAUCCAAGUCCCCGACGUCGAACGCGGCGCCGAUCACGCCCUCGCCGCCUUCUCCGGCUACAUGCAGCUCGGCGACACCUUCUCCAUGCUCGGCCAGGUCGACAGAUCCAUCUCCUGCUACGACCAAGGCCUCCAGAUCCAGAUCCAAGCCCUCGGCGACUCCGAUCCCCGCGUCGGUGAAACUUGCCGAUACUUAGCGGAGGCAAAUGUGCAAGCAAUGCAGUUUGAUAAAGCAGAGGAUCUGUGUAAGAAGACGUUGGAGAUUCAUCGCGCACAUAGUGAACCAGCUUCGCUUGAGGAAGCUGCAGAUAGGAGGCUGAUGGCACUGAUUUGUGAGGCAAAGGGAGAUUAUGAAUCAGCGUUGGAGCAUCUUGUGCUUGCUAGCAUGGCCAUGAUUGCAAAUGGUCAAGAUAAUGAGGUUGCAUCAAUUGAUGUUAGCAUUGGGAACAUUUACAUGUCGCUUUGUCGUUUUGACGAGGCGAUUUUCUCAUACCAGAAGGCGCUUACGGUGUUUAAGUCUGCCAAGGGUGAGAACCACCCUUCUGUUGCCUCUGUUUUUGUGAGGCUUGCUGAUUUGUACCACAGGACUGGUAAGCUUCGCGAGUCAAAGUCUUACUGUGAGAAUGCUCUUAGGAUUUACUCAAAGCCUGUUCCGGGGACCACCGCAGAGGAGAUUGCCGGUGGCUUGACAGAGAUUUCAGCAGUUUUUGAAUCUGUCGAUGAGCCGGAGGAGGCGCUGAAGCUGUUGAACAGGGCAAUGAAGUUGUUGGAGGAUAAGCCAGGGCAGCAGAGCACUAUUGCGGGGAUUGAGGCACGAAUGGGAGUGAUGUAUUACAUGAUUGGGAGGUAUGAGGACUCAAGGAACUCGUUUGAGAGUGCUGUGGCGAAACUCAGGGCUAGUGGGGAGAGAAAGAGUGCCUUCUUUGGAGUUGUUUUGAACCAGAUGGGGUUGGCAUGUGUUCAACUGUUCAAGAUUGAUGAGGCUGCUGAGUUGUUUGAAGAAGCUAGGGGAAUUCUUGAACAGGAGUGUGGCCCAUGUCAUCAGGAUACUCUUGGGGUGUACAGCAACCUUGCAGCUACAUAUGAUGCUAUGGGAAGAGUGGGAGAUGCGAUUGAAAUCUUAGAAUAUGUUCUCAAGCUGAGGGAGGAAAAGCUUGGGAUAGCAAAUCCUGAUUUUGAAGAUGAGAAGCGUCGUCUGGCAGAGCUUCUGAAAGAAGCAGGCAAGACACGGGACAGAAAAGCAAAAUCUCUGGAAAACCUUAUUGAUCCUGGCUCAAAGCGGACGAAGAAGGAGGGGGCAAAGAGGUGGCCUGGUUUGGGGUUUAGAAUUUAACCAUAGUUUUAUUCAUUUAAAUAUAUAUAUUGAAUGCACAUUCUGUAACAUAGGAUAUCUUGUAUAGGGUUGAAUAUGUAAUUUGGGAGGGAGCUUUCCUGUUUCUUGAUAUUUGUUCAUGCAUUUGUUUCUCUGUGUUAAUUGCUUUAUCAAUUGUGUUGUGAUCUUUUAGCUGUACCACAAAAUUCUAUACCUGUCCUACGUUUCCGGAAAAUGUUGAAAGAAAAUUUUUAUUCUGAGUGAAUAAAUUUUGAUGAGAUUGUGUUUUAUUUUACC
Molecule: messenger RNA, 2156 nt
Organism: Glycine soja
Lineage: Eukaryota; Viridiplantae; Streptophyta; Magnoliopsida; Fabales; Fabaceae
Product: protein KINESIN LIGHT CHAIN-RELATED 1-like
Exons: 3
Coding region: 144-1880 (578 amino acids)
Molecular function (GO): protein binding
Source: RefSeq, a predicted model, not a curated record